AUGGCGGCCACGUCGGCGAGUCCGGCGAAGAGGGAACGCUCGUUGCCGUUUGACCCGGAGGACCCGAAUUACAUCAAAGAUCUGCAGCGGCCGGCCGUUAUUAAGGCGGAUCUGACGGGGAUGGAACGGCGAAAGCGCGUCCAGGAGGUGCUGGAGCACAAGGAUUUUUGCAACCAGCUGGAGGAGGUGAUUCGUCAAGACAUGGACAGCUCUAGGCAUGGCUUUGAGGAGGAGAAUCGAUCAAUAUCUCUGCAAAAACUCUCCGAAUUGGCAUUGCCGAGGAGUCCGAUGAGGAGCCCGAUGCAUGGAUUGGGGGCAUCGACACUACCCAUCGCCGAUCUAAAAGGUGUCGAAACCUACUCGAAACAAGAGAAAGCCCUUCGAAACAAACUCGCAUCCCUCUACCGCCUUGUCGAUUUGUUCCAAUGGAGUCAGGGUAUCUACAAUCAUAUUACGGUUCGGCAUCCCGAGAACCCGAGCGAGAUCCUGAUCAACCCAUUUGGACUUUUGUACCACGAGAUCACCGCUUCGUCCCUGAUUAAAGUCGACCUGGAUGGGCAGAUUUUGGACCCGGGCACGACAAAGCUGGGCAUAAAUGAGGCUGCUUUCGCCCUGCACUCCGCUCUCCAUUCAGCCCGUGAAGAUGUAAAUUGUGUGAUCCACAUGCAUAACGCUGUCGUAUCUGCUGUAUCAUCCAUGAAAUGUGGAUUACUGCCCCUCUGUCACGAAGCGAUGGUCAUAGGGCCGGUGGCUUAUCAUGACUAUCAAGGAAAUCUAGAUGAUGAAAAAGAAAAAGCCAGUAUAUUGGAGAGUCUUGGUGAUAAGAAUGUGAUGAUCGUCCGAAAUCAAGGAUUCGUAGCCUGCGGUUCUUCCGUCGAAGAAACCCUCCACUUUGCCUACAACACGAUUCUAGCGUGUGAGACGCAGAUUCGGGCAGCUCGAGCCGGGAUUGAAAAUUUGCACAUCCCUGAUGAAGCGACGAAGGUGGAAUUUUUGGAAUCGGGCAGCGAUCGUCCGAAAGUGAUUACAAAGUGGGUCCAAGACAUCUCUGCCACUUCCAGUAAUGGGAUUCCAGUAAAAAUCACUGGAACUCAACAAUUUUCACCCUUGAGCAUGAACCCGAAGGAGUUUAAGGAAAAGCAAAGAGCUAUCAAGGAAGAUAGGAUCCGUGGAAAAACGUCAGCAGGACCACAGUCACAAGUUCUUGAUGGGACCACCUACCAAGAAGCUAGAGAUAUGAGAAGAGCAAAUAGCUACGGCGACUCGCUAGCCGGGCCGGCCGAUCGCUUCGUAAUGAUAGGAACAGCUUCUAAAGGAAUUAUCGAUCGACAGCAUCAACAUAAUGCACAGGUCUACCGCCAACUCUACGCUCCAAAUCCAUUUUCAUCAGAAACUGAUGAGAAUAUAAAGAAGUAUUUUAGGGAGGUUGAAGCCAAGUCCCCACGUAGCCAUUCUGCUAGAGCUCCCUCCUCGUCCCGGGAUGCGGGUUACAGUACGUUCCGCUCCGAUCUGACGAAUGGUACAUCGAUCGAUGCUGACUUGCCGGAUGAACCGGACAGUCCGGGAGCAGAAUUGACAGAUACCCCAAGAAAAGCACUGGACGUCAGCGGUCACUCAAAUACGAGAUCCAAUCAGGCGCUGUCAGAGGAUGAGGCACCCCAAAUCACCCAAUCCGAGACGAAAAAGAAGAAGAAGCGUGGUUUCUUCUCGUUUAUGCGGAUGAGCAAACGUGACAAACAUCGUGAGGCGGCA
Messenger RNA from Mesorhabditis spiculigera, 1752 nucleotides. NCBI's taxonomy places the organism in Eukaryota, Metazoa, Nematoda, Chromadorea, Rhabditida, Rhabditidae. The record is from the annotation of a GenBank genome assembly.